CCGAAUCUCAAAGCACAGCACACCAGCAGCCACAGGUCGUCGGGUCGAGAGAGAGAGAGAGAGAGAGAGAGAGAGCUCGAUCCCUCCUGCAUCGCCGGCGGCGAGCGGCGGCAGAGCCGAGAUGGUGGCGGCGGAGAGCGGCAGGUGGCGGUUCGCUAUGGUGUGCUCGUCGAACAUGAACCGGAGCAUGGUGGCACACUCGCAGCUGGGUCGCGCGGGGCUGGACGUGGCCUCCUACGGCACGGGCACCCACGUCAAGCUCCCGGGCCCCUCCCUCCACGAGCCCAACGUCUACGACUUCGGCACACCCUACGCCGCCAUCUACGACGACCUCCGCCGCAAGGACCCCGACCUGUACAAGAGGAACGGGCUGCUGCCAAUGCUGAAGAGGAACGCCUCGGUGAAGCUGGCGCCUCAGCGGUGGCAGGACAAUGCCGGUGAUGGGGUGUUUGAUAUGAUACUCACCUUCGAGGAGAGGGUCUUCGACUUGGUCGUUGAAGAUAUGAAUAGCCGUGAGCCGAAGCUGAUAAAGAGCGUGGUUAUAAUCAAUAUGGAUGUCAAAGAUAACCAUGAAGAAGCUGUUGUUGGGGCAAAGCUUGCUUUAGAGUUGUGCCAGAAGCUUCAAGGAGUUGGUGACUGGGAGGAAAUCAUCGAUGACCUGAUUUCUACAUUCGAGAAGCAGCACAAGCGGAAGCUCGCUUACAGCAUCUCAUUCUACUGACUUAUAGUUCCCCGUGCAGGUUAUACAGAGGCAGAAUCAUUCUCAGUUUAUGGUAUCGUGUGGAUGGUUGGUAACUAGGCAUUCUAGAAAGAAACUGCACAAAACUGAAGCUGCACUGCAACUUUGUUGCAGCGUUGCUCCAAUUCUACAUCAACAUUUCAAAAGGAGAUUGUAGAGCUUAUCCUAAAAAAGAAGAGAGAAAAACUGUUCCUUUUCGUUGCUUGAUUGCUGUUGGAUGGCACAGAAGUUGAUCCUGCAUCGAAGGCAUCAUCACAAAAUCAUGCUGCACCCAUCCAAGUGUUGUAUUUAUUUCAUUUUUUUUUUCUCGAGUGAUGAAUGUAAUGGAUGGUGAAUGCAAAUUGAUCUGGAUGUGC
Molecule: messenger RNA, 1095 nt
Organism: Phragmites australis (common reed)
Lineage: Eukaryota; Viridiplantae; Streptophyta; Magnoliopsida; Poales; Poaceae
Exons: 4
Coding region: 122-721 (199 amino acids)
Biological process (GO): termination of RNA polymerase II transcription
Cellular component (GO): mRNA cleavage and polyadenylation specificity factor complex; nucleus
Molecular function (GO): RNA polymerase II CTD heptapeptide repeat phosphatase activity
Source: RefSeq, a predicted model, not a curated record